Eupeodes corollae is the source of this 484-nucleotide messenger RNA. RefSeq names its product inducible metalloproteinase inhibitor protein-like. The coding region runs from base 91 to 399 and encodes 102 amino acids. The record is from RefSeq and is a predicted model, not a curated record. The transcript is spliced from 2 exons. Lineage: Eukaryota; Metazoa; Arthropoda; Insecta; Diptera; Syrphidae.
UGCAAAACUCUUUGAAAAUAAAAUUUACUAUAAAACGUGUUAGCAAAAAUAAGUAAUUAUCAGUAUUACUUUUUUACACAAACUCUCAACAUGAUGUCAAAAGUGAUUAUCUUAGUCUUAAGUGCUUUUUUUAUAGCUGUUAUUUAUGCUCAUCCCGCUCCAACAACUUGUGAUCAAAAUGAAGUUUAUCUACAACAAGGAGAAGCACCAGAUUGUGAAACGGUUUGCAGUGAAUUAGGAGAUACUUGUUAUGUUAAUUACAUUUGGCCACCAUUUGGUUGUUAUUGUGAAGACGGCUAUGCUAGAGAUGAUAACUAUGAUUGUAUACCAAUAAGUGAUUGUCCACCAAAAGUGUCCACCACUCCUUCUCCUUCUUCUUCUUCUAUGGAAUUUGAAUAAAAAUGUUUUAUAUAUUUUAUAAUAGAAUAUCAUUAAGUCAUCUGUAUUAAAUGCUCAUAAUAUAAUUUUGAAAAUUAUACUUAAA